GAAGCAGUGACAUUCCACCUGACUCUCCGGGUCCAGGUCCGCGAGCAGUGGUGGGUGGGUGUGGGGAAGGAUGCUUCGGGGAGCUGUGGUUGAGGUACCGUAUGAUAAUGAGUAUAUAAGGAGCUCUUCGUUCUUCCCCUCCCUCCCCUCUUCCCUCCUCUUUCCGCAGUAUCGCCCCCUCAAAAUAAAAACCCUUCCCCACCCUUAUUAUACCACCGUUCGGCUUCUCGGGUGGACACUCGCUCCAUUCAUACCCAUCUCCCCGAUUGUUCUUUCCACGCCUUAGACCCGCCUACGAGACUUCCGUCAAUUCUGUCAACGAACGCGCCUGCCAGAUCAUUCUCAACCUUCUUCUCCCCCACACGACAAGCUCCCCAUCCCGGCCAUUGAGACAUAACAACGCCUUUCACUACCGCUUCCAAAAGAGAAUAAUAACCUGAAAGAAUCAUCAUGUCUGCCACAGCAAGUCCCCGUCCCGUCCUCAUCGUUCAGGGAGCUCCCUCGAGUUCCUCGAGCUCCCUAGUCUCGGAAUCAUCCAUAUCCCGCAGCAACUCGGUCUCUUCCACCCACUCGAGCAACACCUCGACCUCAUCCACAUCACAGAGCUUUGCUCCGGGUCACGGUUCGCAAACCCAUCCCGCCGAAAUAGUUGGGGACGGUGUCGAAUUCGUCCGGACCGGUCGCCCGCAAGGGGGCAACCCGAACGGCGGUCCUCCACAGAACGAAUCCGGCUAUUAUCGACGCAGCAAACUAGGGGUCACCGUUCAUAAUUCUGGCGGCCAGCUUACGGGUUCUGUCGCUGUCGACAUGGGCGAGGAGUAUGCGAAUGGAUCGGACCAUACCGACUCUUGCCGUAAGGCUAGUCAGCAGAGCGACAGCGUAUCCCUCUGCUUCUGUCCUGCCCGUCCCAGUUCCUCCUUAUGAAUGCCCGAGGAGAUGCGAUAUGGUUACGGGCGUUCCCAUGGUACUGGUUUCCUUGGUUAAUCCUUACUAGAUGCUUAAAUUGUCGUGUGUCAGUGAUCAGGGGUUUCCAUUUUAUCUCUCUACUCUUUGCUGCGGACCUUUUCAUUUUACCAUCAUCAACUUGUUUCACUGGUUGAGUAAUAGUAGUAUUAUAGUAUCUAGCAUUAUUUCGGGUUGGGUUUUGUCAUUGCAUUUGUUCCUUUUCGCAUCGAGGUUCUUUCGCUUUUCUUGUUUUUUUUCUGUUUUUUUCUUUCUCUCUCUCUCCUUCUUUCUUCCCUUCUAUAUGCACCCUGUUCCUUACUUUUCCAACUUUGGGGGGUGUUCCAAAGCUGAAGAGUUUCGUCCCUUCGAGUUACUCUCGGAAAGGGGGGUGGCUGUCAUCGAAUGUGCUCGAUCACCUUAGGUUUUUCCGAAGCAAAAUGGCAUUUUGACGUUCCCAUCGAAGCGCUCCCGCUCAUUACCGUAGACGAGUGAUACUAAAGCAAGUUAACCAGAUCCCACCAACCAAAGCCCCACAGGGCGAGCCUGCGCACAAGUCCAAUUCACCAAGUGACUCGCCGCAGCGCUCAGGUUGCCGCAGGCACCUUUCUCCUAUGGUAAUUUGAGCUGAUUUUCU
This is a messenger RNA of Tuber aestivum (summer truffle), 1579 nucleotides long. The record is from the annotation of a GenBank genome assembly. NCBI's taxonomy places the organism in Eukaryota, Fungi, Ascomycota, Pezizomycetes, Pezizales, Tuberaceae.